Molecule: messenger RNA, 1876 nt
Organism: Lotus japonicus
Lineage: Eukaryota; Viridiplantae; Streptophyta; Magnoliopsida; Fabales; Fabaceae
Product: mitotic checkpoint protein BUB3.3
Exons: 10
Coding region: 362-1333 (323 amino acids)
Biological process (GO): mitotic spindle assembly checkpoint signaling
Cellular component (GO): phragmoplast; kinetochore; mitotic checkpoint complex
Molecular function (GO): ubiquitin binding
Source: RefSeq, a predicted model, not a curated record
AAAUGGUUGGCAUACUUUGGUUCAAUUAUUCAAUGGAAGCCCAAAGAUAGCGAACAAAAGAAGCACACAAUUUUUUUGGUUCAAUGGAAGCAGUGAAGAAAGAAAAAACUUAAAAGUGGAUUUUAGGGGAAUUGAACCCGACGUGAAUCGAACACGCAACCUUCUGAUCUGGAGUCAGACGCGCUACCAUUGCGCCACGGAUCCACUUGUUGAGAGUGAAGAUCAUUUAAAUUUAGUUAAUCGAAUUUAUAUUUAUAUUGAAUGAGCGGGAACGUUGCUUUUAUUCUUGGUUCAAAUUGAAUUGAUUCAUGAAUUUCAAAGUGUUAUUGGUCUGGUUUGUGUGUUGUGGGUUUAGGGAGAAAUGAAGUUGGAGAUCGGAAUCGGCGACGCCAUAUCCAGAAUCCGAUUCGCGCCGCACUCCAACAACCUCCUCAUUUCGUCUUGGGACUCCAAUCUUCGGCUUUACGACGUUGACGCCUCCGUGCUCAGACUGGAAGCUUCUUCAGAAGCUGCCCUUCUCGAUUGCUGCUUCCAAGACGACUCCACUGCUUUCACUGCUGCUUCUGAUGGAUGCAUUCGAAGGUAUGACUUGCAUUCAGGAACUAUGGACAUCAUCGGCAGUCACGACGAUAUGGCGACGUGUAUUGAAUAUUCCGAUGAAACAUUUCAGUUGAUCACAUCCGGAUUUGACAAGAAGUUAUUGUCGUGGGAUAUGCGUAUGGAGAAGGCUUUUUCUCGCUCAAUAAGUUUAGAUGCAGAGGUGGAUUCCAUGUCUGUCUCUGGGUUUAAUCUAAUUGUAGGCAUUGGAGUAUCGGUGCAGGUUUAUGAUCUACGUAACUUUGACAAACCAGUUCAGUCAAAGGAGCCAUACAAGGGCACACAGUUAAGAUGUGUCACUUCUAUUCCUUAUGCAAAAGGAUUUGCGGUAGGAUCAGUAGAUGGACGAGUAUCAUUACAGAUUUCCUCUUCAUCCAGUUCAAAUGACAUUGGGUAUACAUUCUGGUGUCAUCCAAAAUCAAAGGAUAGACGGCAUCAUUUGGUAUCAGUGAAUGACAUUGUAUUCAGUCCACUUGUGUCUGGAACUUUUGUCACCGGUGACAAUGAAGGUUAUGCUUCCAUAUGGGAUGCUAGAAGUAGGAGAAGACUAGUUGAGUUGCCAAGAUAUCCAAAUAGUGUUGCAUCCUUAUCGUACAACCACGUGGGACAGCUUCUAGCUGUAGCGUCAAGCUAUACUUACCAAGAAGCAAACGAAAUAGAAGAGCCUCCUCAAGUAUUCAUUCAUGAAGUGGACAACAUUGAUAUCGGAUCAAGUUCUGCUAGUAGGAGUAGUUAGAAGUUUAUGCUGCAUUUGCCAAGGGGACCUUAAUGCCUGGUUUUCAUCAUCUUUUGCAAACAAAUAUUGGAAACCCUGUUUUCAUGGAGCAUAAAUACACGACUACUGUGUAACACACUUCAUCUAAUUCUAAAGGAUCGUGAUAAGUUGAUAGUCAAAAAUGUUUCAUCUAUUCAUGAUAGUACUAGUGUUGUUUUAUAGCUGGAGUAGAUAGUGUAGCUGCUAGUGAUAAAUUAGUUUGAGGGUGGUUUUAGGAAUGUUAAAUUGUGGCGGAGAAGUAGCACUAAGAUCUUGUUUGAACUUCGGGUACAGACUAAGCACUUAUUGAAGUUUAUCUAAUAGAAAAACAUUGGAUAAGCUCCAAUGAGUGCUUUUUUGCUACACAUCCAAACAGGCUCUAAGUUCUAGGUUCCAAGUGUUGAUUGAAUAUAUUUUUUCCUAUUCACUUAUGUAAAUUAUAUUUUAGGCAAUGAAUUGGAUCCAAUUUCUUUGCAGUUGGACACAUUUUGAUUACUAUUGGUUGGUCGUGCAACCUAAAUUAUA